AAAAAUGGCCGAAAGGGGAGUAAAUGAUGUUAACCCGUUUUCAUUUAAAACAUUUGUCGGGAAAGACAAAAAGGUUUCGACGCAAAGAAAUGUAAAAAAAUCAGAAAUAGACACCGAUGAUAUUUUUGGAGUUGAUAAAGCAUCAGACGUGCUUCAGAUAAAAGAAAACGUCAAUUUAGAGAAGUCUAGUUUUUCACUUGUGGUGGAAGUAGAUGAGGGCGGUGGAGGUUCUUCAAAGAAAGAGAAACAAAAAGACAACCCAUUUUCAUUCAAAAAGUUUUUGUCUUCCACCUCUAGCCAAAGCAAAGGGGGAGCAGAUUCAUUAUUUCCCCUAGUCCCUGACUCAGUCAGUGAUCUCCCCUUGGCUGGCACAGACAUUCCUCCCUCCAGCAUUAUUCCAACAGCUCAACUAUUAGAACCAAAGUUGAAUACAAGCUUACCAACAGUAGACUGUGAUCUGAUAGCAGAUUCUUUCUUACAGUUGCCUAACCACAGCACCAGUUCAAGCCAUGAGCUUGUUUUAAAGCAGAGUUCUUUCAAUGACAUUGAGUAUGAAGAUGAAAUUGACAACAGUAUAUUGACUGACAAUGGCAGAAAGAAGUUAGCACUUCCAGAUUUUUUGUCAGAUGGAGCAGCUCUCAGUGGCCACAAGUCCUCUUCAAAUACUAUAGAGAAAAACCUGUUGUGUGGACAUGAAGAUCUGUUGGAAGAAAUUAGAAUACUUAAAGAGGAAAACAUAAAGCUGCAGGGUGAGCUGAUGAUAGAAAGACAGUCUAGUAGUGAGAAAAAUCAAAAACUUCUGCAGCUGAAAAUAGAUUUAGAGCGUCAGAAAAAGAAAGAACUAGAAGAAACAGCUGUUCUGGAACGUGCUGUGCAGCAAGUGGAAGAAAAUCUGGUCACAACCACUAAUUGUGCAGUUCAGGCAGAAUCUACUGUAGCAAUGCUGAAAAAAGAGAUCAAAGUGUUGAAUAGCCAGAUCAAAAGUUUGCUGCUGGAGAACGAAGCUUACAAGUCAGGAGACGGCGGUCUGUCAGAUAUCAGAGAGAGGACCAAGUACACAGCUGACCAGCUACACACAGCUGCAGCUGGGGCAGAAAAAAACAUCAAAGAACUUCUGACAGGGGUAGAUAAGCUCAGGCUGCUGUCUCAAGUUUUGGCAUCUUUAGAAAAAGUAUCAGAGGUGAAACCAGACAGUCCAGAACAUGACACCAAACCCUCAUGAGAGCACUCAGCUCUCUUGGACUUGCUUUAUUUAUUUACAAUUCUUUUAGUGUAUUAUGGAUUUUUACAUUUCUAGUUUUUAUCAUGUUACGUACUACAUAUGCAAUGUGGUAUUGUCAAUCUAAUAUUUACUGUUCCAUAUGUUUAUUUCCUGCAUAAAAUUGUCAGAAUGUCUUUCAAUAUUUGUGAUUAAACUGGUGUAUUGCACACCUAUGGUACAUUA
Messenger RNA from Physella acuta, 1444 nucleotides. RefSeq names its product endosome-associated-trafficking regulator 1. Gene Ontology annotation, cellular component: midbody; recycling endosome; ciliary basal body. Gene Ontology annotation, biological process: positive regulation of cilium assembly; regulation of cytokinesis; positive regulation of protein localization to cilium. NCBI's taxonomy places the organism in Eukaryota, Metazoa, Mollusca, Gastropoda, Physidae. The record is from RefSeq and is a predicted model, not a curated record.